UCUCCUAUCCUUUUCGUUCUCUCACAUCCCAGCAAUAGCCCUUCAGCUUCUUGGCCGUCUGCUUCCGUUUCUUCAUCACUGUUACUCGGGCAUGUCACUUCCUGUACACAUCGUUACAAAUGGGAUCAUACUGAUGCUGAGAUCGGCACCCUAGAGAGUUAUGGGCUGCGUUCAGGCUAAGCCAUCGGGGGGUUCGGAAGCUAAGGGCCUAGAGAGGCUGAAACUAGAGAAUGGGUAUGUUGGAAAUGGGGAUUUCGCUGCUCAUCGACGAUCGAUGGGCCAGAUAUAUGGCGAAUGUGAAGAUAUUGGUAGGGUGCACCAGCGCGAAAUCAGAAAGCAUCGGCUUGGGUCUGGUAUUGGGAACGAAGAAAGGGAAGGUAGCAGCAACCGCUGGAUGGGAGAGGGGAAGAGAAAUGCUGUGCAUGAUGGUGAGAAAAUACCAAGGAAAUCUUUUGACGAUGAGAUGGUUGACGGGUGGCCCAGAUGGUUAGUUGAUAAUGUUCCUCGAGAAGUUUUGGCUGGCUUGGUUCCCCGGAGUGCUGAGUCAUACGUAAUGCUUGACAAGGUAGGACAAGGAACCUACAGCAAUGUUUAUAAAGCACGAGAUCGGGCCACGAGGGAACUUGUGGCCCUUAAGAAGGUUCGCUUUGAUAAAUCCCAGCCGGAGAGCAUUAAAUUUAUGGCAAGGGAAAUUGCGAUACUACAGAUAUUGGAUCAUCCUAAUGUCAUAAAACUUAAAGGAUUGGCUACAUCAAGAAUGCAAUAUAGUAUUUAUCUUGUUUUUGAUUUCAUGCAAUCAGACUUGGCUAGAAUAAUAUCUCGUCCUGAAGAACGACUCACUGAACCACAGGUCAAGUGCUAUAUGCAUCAAUUGCUUUCAGGUCUGCAGCAUUGCCACGACAGGGGCAUCUUGCACCGAGAUAUCAAGGGGUCAAAUCUCUUGAUUGAUAAAAAUGGAAUGCUCAAGAUUGCUGAUUUUGGGCUUGCCAAUUUUUAUAACCUAAACCAUAACCAGUAUCUCACCAACCGGGUUGUGACGCUUUGGUACAGAGCUCCUGAGCUAUUGUUAGGUGCCACGAAUUAUGGAGUUGGUAUUGAUUUGUGGAGUGCUGGAUGCCUCUUGGCAGAAAUGUUUAUGGGAAUUCCAAUCAUGCCAGGAAGAACAGAGGUUGAGCAACUUCAUAGAAUUUUCAGGCUAUGUGGCACGCCAUCAGAGGAGUACUGGAAAAAAUUGAAUCUUCCCACAACAUUUAGACCUCCGAAGACUUACAGACCCAGCCUAGCAGAAUCUUUUAGGGAUCUCCCUCCAUCUUCUGUGGGCCUUGUGUGUACUCUGCUCACAUUGGAUCCUGCAUACCGUGGCACUGCAUCUAAAGCUCUUCAAAAUCAGUUUUUCUUUACAAGCCCAUUGGCACGUGAUCUCUCUGGUCUGCCUGUAAGCUACACGGAACAUGAUGGGCAAAAUCUUACCAAUGAAGAGAUCGAGAAUGUGAAUGCUAAAUUAAGACGAUCUCAUACCCGUCAUGAGAGGCGAAGGAAGAAUGUGGCAUCCGGCUGGCCAACAGAGCAUACUGUAUCUUCUAAAGAGGAACUGAGCAAGGAAGUUGAGGCAUUUGUUCCUAAUGAAGAACAGGGCAGAAUCCCCCCAAGCAGUAGGACAUCAUCUGUUUCUGACACUGCUGAGUCAAAGGAUCAUCCAUCUCCUCUCAUUCUUUCUCCAAAUUUGGCUUUUGGUGAUCAAAAGUUGUCCCACAGAAUCCAUCGCCAUGUUAAUGUCAAGAACCUUCCUCCAUUACCCAAGUCUAAACAACAUGCGUCCAACAAACAAGACAACAACUACGGACCACACCGGAUCCUCAGGUCAGCUUCCUCCAGAGAAUUUAGAAACCCAAAAAAGGGUGUCUUUGGAAUUCAUUGAUAGGUCUCAACAGAACGGGUGGCUUUUUCCCUUCUUUUGGCCAUGAACAGGUGGCAUUUAAACCAAUAUUUUUUUAAAAUGUCAACUUUUUUUAAUUUUUAUUUUCAUUCUUUUCAUUAAUUGUGACUUUAUGAAGAAUGAAGAUGAUCUCGUGUUGUGUCAA
Neltuma alba is the source of this 2081-nucleotide messenger RNA. RefSeq names its product probable serine/threonine-protein kinase At1g54610. The transcript has 7 exons. The record is from RefSeq and is a predicted model, not a curated record. Lineage: Eukaryota; Viridiplantae; Streptophyta; Magnoliopsida; Fabales; Fabaceae. Gene Ontology annotation, molecular function: ATP binding; RNA polymerase II CTD heptapeptide repeat kinase activity. Gene Ontology annotation, cellular component: cyclin-dependent protein kinase holoenzyme complex; nucleus. The coding region runs from base 161 to 1918 and encodes 585 amino acids. Gene Ontology annotation, biological process: protein phosphorylation; positive regulation of transcription elongation by RNA polymerase II.